Messenger RNA from Prunus armeniaca (apricot), 543 nucleotides. NCBI's taxonomy places the organism in Eukaryota, Viridiplantae, Streptophyta, Magnoliopsida, Rosales, Rosaceae. The record is from the annotation of a GenBank genome assembly.
AUGGAUGAGGGCAUGUCAGGGUUUUGCAUUAAAGCUGCGAGUUUUCGCGGCAGCGGUGGUGGUGCCGGCAAUGGCAAUAAUGGAACCAAGUGCGGGCGUUGGAAUCCAACAACCGAACAGGUUAAAGUUCUAACUGACCUGUUCAGGUCUGGACUCCGAACGCCGAGCACUGAUCAGAUUCAGAAAAUCUCUUCUCAGCUAAGCUUUUAUGGAAAGAUCGAAAGCAAGAACGUUUUCUAUUGGUUUCAGAAUCACAAAGCCAGAGAAAGACAGAAACGCCGCAAAGUUUCCAUCGAUGACAAGGAUUUCACUCGUCGAGAUCAGGACAAGAUUUCUUCUCCAAAACAACUAAAUCAAGUUUCAGAGCCGGCGAGAGUGAUUGAGACCCUUCAACUUUUCCCAGUAAACUCCUUCGACGACUCUGAAGCGGAGAAGACGAGAUUUCAUGCAAACGAGUACUUCAAAGAGGCUACAGCUUUUGCUUACAGGGUUGGGACAGAAAUGGACCAUCCACCAUUGGAUCUGCGCUUAAGCUUCCUUUAA